AUGGCAGCGACUGUGACAGAAACGGAGUGGCACUUCGACCCCAGUACCACUCCCGUGACGAUACCGACGUCCACGAACGACUUGACAUCAACUAGCACUGUCGUUUCACUCACGACGACAUUUGACACCACCACUACCACGAGCCUGGCCACGCCAUCGGGUUCGUCCACGAGCAUGCCCUCCAACUCGACGUCCACGCAGUCUGACCCAUCUGAGAUGGAUGCCGGCAAGAUCGCCGCUUCUGUGCUUGGGGCUGUUCUCAUAGUCGCCAUUCUUGUCGGUGGUGCUAUCUGGCUCAGACGUCGGGAUGCCAAGAGGAAGAAGCAGCAAGAAGAGGCCAUAUUGCUGCAGCAUAGAGGCCCACAGGAGGUCGCUGUGGACCCACGGUAUAGACGAGGCACAUCGCUGUUGAACGUAGAUUUUCUACCUCAUGAGCUGUUUGACAAUCUGCUUCUGCAGAAGCGUCGAAGUGCUACGAGCGUCUCAGAGGCUAUGUUGGCAGGCAAUCACACCGAACAUGUUGGAUGGGUCAACAACCAGACUCGCGGCACCAGUGACAUAUUGUUUGGUUGCGUGUCGACAUUGGUCAUAUGCGUGUACACCGCGUUGCAUAUGAACAUCACACUGUGCAACAAAUCAAAGACAUCCAAGUUUGCCCAUCAUACCUGGUGGAUUCUGGUCGGCGUAUUCGCACCGGAGAUUAUCUUGAUAGCAGCCUCUACUCAACAUGCUGCAGCUGCACGCCUCCAACAGGAGAUCGACCGAAGACGCCGAUCAGGAGCUCUCCCAGACGACGUCAAUGACAAAAGAUGGCGGAGUGUCUUCAGCCACUUCGUACUCAUGGGCGGCUAUCAACUCGUACACAUAACGACAGAGCAGAAACAUGCACUGCGUAUGGAACCAGACUGCGUCGUCGAACUACUGGGCCAUGCACAAUUUAAACCUCUCGGCCUGCAGGAGAUCGAGGCUCGGAGCAGAGCGUCGACUUUGGCAAAGAGCCUAUCAGCCAUUCAGGCGUCUUGGUUGGCGGUCCAAGUUGCAGGUCGUUUGGGCCAAGGACUUCCUGUGACGGAACUUGAGGUCAACACCAUUGCUCAUAUCUCUUGCGCACUUCUCGCCUGGCUUUACUGGCUUCGCAAACCCUAUGAUGUCGACAGUCCGCAGGAAAUAAGGUUGGAUGAUACGCUUGGGGGCUUUGUAGCUGGUCUUUGCUUAAUGAGGCACGGAACAACUGAGCAGAUCUUCGCUGAACUGCUAUGGAGACGCACGGAAGAGUCUCAUAACAUGAGCAACGUCAACAUCUCAGAUUUUUGGGAACCUCGGCGAGUGGAACGGCGUCUAACCACCUCGACGCUUCUUGAACAUAUGUGCCAUGCUGCUGGAGACAUUGUUGUGCUGGAAUGGUCCGCUUGUGCGAACAAGCAGAAUCUAGUGCAAUAUCGCCAGCAGCGCAAAGAGGCCAAAUAUGUGCUGCUGCUCGAAUCUCGUAGCACAGCCGAGAUCGAUUGGGCUAUGAACAAUUUCGACGAGGUUUAUGGACAAGAUCUACCGCCAAUCAUUGUCAUCGCACUAGGAGACGGUGCUACCGAGGUGCUUCCUGAUCCGGGCUUCAAGCUUGAAGACAGGGGAAAAUACAUCCAUGUGGUUGCCGACCAGUUCGGGUAUCUGCUACAUCAGAGGUUCUGGACUGAGCCUGAGCUAUCUAAGUUGUUGGCAAACCUCAUCAGAAGCGUUAUGGAUUAUGCGCACCCUGAUCGUAGAGAAGUUCGCGCAUAUGGAUGCCGCAGCUUCCUGGCAACGAAAGACCCAGUCUUCCGCGAUAAUAUCUGGUCUGAUACCCCGUGGCAGACCUGGCUGACCGGCUUAGCUAUGACCGCCGUGUACGGUUCUAUACACGCGGCUCUUUGGAACGCACACUUCCCGACCGAUGAUGAACGGUGGCUGUGGAGGAUUUCUUCGAUCGUCGUUUUGAGCCCGCUCCUGAUACUUGGGAUCUGCUGGAUUGGAACAAGGGCGACGAAGCGGCUGUCUAGCCUAGUGGACUGGAUCGUAAUUCUAAUAUCAACCCCGUUAGUGCCGCUGGCCCUCCCUGCAGCAAGGCUUUUCCUCGUGGUCGAGUCAUUUAUCAGCCUCCGCAGCCAGCCGAUUGAGGUCUACCAACAGGUGAAUUGGACACAGUACAUCCCACACAUCUGA
This is a messenger RNA of Cyphellophora attinorum, 2196 nucleotides long. RefSeq lists its product as uncharacterized. Bases 1 to 2196 code for a protein of 731 amino acids. NCBI's taxonomy places the organism in Eukaryota, Fungi, Ascomycota, Eurotiomycetes, Chaetothyriales, Cyphellophoraceae. The transcript has 2 exons. The record is from RefSeq and is a predicted model, not a curated record.